UGAAAUGUCUGUUUCUUGUAGAAUGUCCCAUGAAAUGAAGAGGGAGUUUUUUAUUAUCCGUUGCAUGCCUUGCUGAAAACCUUAUCUUAUGCAAACAGAAGACUCUGACUGUAGAGUGUCUGGGCAUGUUUUCCCGAUUGCCCCCUUUAUUUUUAGCAGCAGUUCAGUUAGACAUGUUAAACCAGACAAGCUGACCUUGACAAGAAGUUCAUCGGACUACAGUUACCCAUACGUAAUUUCUCUAAAGAUGUCCGAAUCAACAACUCUCUCGAUAGUUGGCGGUGAAAGAGGUUUACCAUUUUCAUUUACUGGUGAAGACACUGGUGCCUUUUUAAAGAAGAUCUGGGUUUGGCAGGGAGAAUGGCAAAUCAAGGCUGUCAGGGUCUGGCUUUCAGAUGAUAGAAGUGAAACCUUUGGAGAAUCGUCUGGAUCAUAUAAAGAGUUUGUGUUUAAGCCUGGAGAGUGUUUCACCUCACUGUCCCUCUGGGAGAAUAAAGAAGGAACACGUCUUGGAGCCAUCAAAUUCAAGACCAACAAGGGUAGAAAAUUUUCUGCAAAAAUGACCAAAGUUUCACUGCCAAAAGAAAUCCCUAUCGAUGUCGGCUCUGGGUUUUGUUUAGGCAUUGUUGGAAGAUCUGGCGCAGACAUUGACAACAUGGGGUUCAUGUUUCUCAAUGCAGUUCAGUCAGUAGUUCUCACCAAUGUCAACUAUCCCGCAGUCAAUCAACUAACACCACAGGUGGAGGUAGAAGAUCUCAAAUCUGCCACUUAUAAGAACAGAGGCUAUGUCAAACAGCAGCAUUCAAUUGAAACCUCAAAGAAAGUGAUCAAAAAAUCUGUGUGGUCUAUGAGUGAGACCUAUUCUGCAGCAUUCAGUAUGGAGGUGAAGGCUGGGAUUCCAAAGAUCUUAGAAACUUCUACAGGAUUCAGUGUCAGUGUUGGAAAAGAAGGCACUUAUAGUCUGGAGCAGACGGAGGAUAGAACAGAAAAACUGACCACCACUGUGGAAGUCCCACCACAGAAGAAGGUGGAUGUUAACAUCACCAUUGGCAGAGCUUGUUUUGACCUGGCGUACACUGGCACAGUGAAGAUCACGUGCAGGAAUGGCAGUGUUGUCGAGUAUGAAACCAAAGGUCAAUAUAAAGGCAUCACUUACACUAACAUUGAAGUGAACACUAAAGAUUCUGAUCUGUGAUAAGUGUGGCAAGAAAGAUUGUUUAUAAAUGGUCAUUACCUAAUUUGAUCUAACCAUGAUAAUCGUAGAUACCUUUAACUGUUUUUGAGCUUUUUACCUAUGUUUUUUUUACAACUGGGAUCCACAACAAGACUUUUGUUAGGCAGUGUACAUAUGUUUAUUUUAUCAUUUUAGACUGUAUAAAACAGUUAUGAAUAGGCACUUAACUCUUAAUUAAGAAGUUGUCAAAAAAAAAUGUUGUCUUUUUACGGCAAUCUGUGUUUUAGGUAUAUUACAGAGGGAAGUAUAUUAUAAGGGAAGCCCUAACACAGGUCCUGAAUCAGUUACAGGUUUUCUGUGUCUCCUGUGUGAAAAGAUUGUCAUAUCUCACAUUAAAAUAAAUUUUAUAUAAAAUCA
Molecule: messenger RNA, 1591 nt
Organism: Danio rerio (zebrafish)
Lineage: Eukaryota; Metazoa; Chordata; Actinopteri; Cypriniformes; Danionidae
Source: RefSeq, a predicted model, not a curated record